Soboliphyme baturini is the source of this 1560-nucleotide messenger RNA. Lineage: Eukaryota; Metazoa; Nematoda; Enoplea; Dioctophymatida; Soboliphymatidae. The record is from the annotation of a GenBank genome assembly.
CUGCUUAUCAGUUUAGAUGUUGUGACGAAUAGCGCAGCGUUUCGAUGGUACUCAUGGAAGCGGUCGUAUUCCUCAGAGGCAGUGCGUUUGAGGUUCGCUCCUAGUCCUACGGGAUUUCUACAUUUUGGUGGAUUGAGAACUGCCAUGUACAACUACCUGUUCGCAAAGAAAUUGCAUGGCAAAUUUGUUCUGCGUAUUGAAGAUACGGAUAGAAAGCGUCUCAUUCCGGGUGCAGUUGAAAAUUUUCAAAACAUACUAGAUUGGUUAUGUUUGACUCCUGAUGAAGGACCGUUCAUCGGAGGUUGCUACGGUCCUUAUGUGCAGUCCGAGAGACUUAAACUCUAUCACACGGCGGCACUUGAGUUGAUUGAACGCAAGAACGCAUACCGAUGUUUCUGCUCUCCGGAUCGUUUGAUGUUAAUGCGAAAAGAGGCAUUACGUUUGAGGCAGGCACCAAAAUAUGACCGUAAUUGCUGUUACCUACCGGAAGCGGUAGUGCAAGAAAAUCUUGAAAAAAAAGUCCCGUUUGUUGUGCGCCUCAAACUUCAGCCGAGUCUGGUGACAUUUAGUGACAUGGUGUUUGGAGUUUGCAGUAUGAAUCCUUAUGAAAGUGAAGGCGACCCAGUGUUGCUCAAAUCCGAUGGAUAUCCGACGUAUCACUUUGCAAACGUAGUCGAUGAUCAUGCCAUGUGCAUUUCUCAUGUUCUUCGCGGUGAGGAAUGGCUUGCCUCUACAACCAAGCAUUUGUUGCUAUACGAAGCAUUUGGAUGGAAGCCACCACGUUUUGCCCAUCUUCCGCUGAUGAAAGCAUUGUCCGGUGGUAAACUUUCUAAGCGAGAUAGCUCGGCCCGCGUCGAUCAGUAUCAAAAUAGAGGUUAUUUUCCCCUGGCGAUACUGAAUUUUGUAUGUUUCGCUGGCGGAGGAUUUUUGGAUGCACGAAAGCAAGGCUGCGCCUAUACCAUGAAAGAGCUUAUCGAUAUGUUUGACAUAAAGCUGAUUAGCAGACAUCCGACAAAAUUGGAUUUCACUUGGCUUGAUCAUUAUAAUCGUGAUAUAAUACGCCAGACAAAUUCAGAAGAUCUCAUACCCCAUUUGCGACAAACAGUGAAAGAAAGGUAUAAAGACCAUAAGCUCUUCAACGCAGAAGCUCUCGACGAUCAGUAUCUGAAAGCGAUACUGCGGCAUGUCAAAGACAGGCUUUCUAACUUUUCAGAACUUCUCAGCGACGAGUACGAGUUUUUGUGGAUAACGCCGGAACCAGAAUCGUACAUCAACAUUGGAAUGCCUGGAAAUGAAGCUCAAAAAAUUUUAAAUGCCGUUUGUGACGCCCUUCUUUUUGGAAACGACAGCUCAUUUACAAAGGAUAACGUAUCGCAUCGUAUGGAAAACGUGAUAAAGUCAUUUAACUUGAAGAAAUCUGAAUUUUUGAAAUUCAUGCGGUUGGUUAUCACCGGCAGAAACAGAGGUCUUCCAGUUUAUGAAAUUUUUGAGAUUUUUGGAAGAGAAAAUUCGAUUAAUCGACUCCGUAAAGCAACAGUGAUUUUUAGUUGCGAUUCGUGA